CCGCAAGAAUCUUCCGAUCUGAACGACGAGGAUGACGUAGCCGCGGAACGUGAAAUGGAGGAAGCGGCCAUGGACAGUUGGAGCGCGGCGAUCAACUAUCAGGCUAGCUUAACCGACUCCAAUCAGGUCAUGGCGACGGACGCGAAUGGGCCCACCAAACGGCCACCUCGCAUUCGAAAAGCUGCUUACUUCUCAGAUGAAGAGGAAAUAGAUGAGGCAGAUAACUGA
This is a messenger RNA of Echinostoma caproni, 228 nucleotides long. The record is from the annotation of a GenBank genome assembly. Lineage: Eukaryota; Metazoa; Platyhelminthes; Trematoda; Plagiorchiida; Echinostomatidae.